UUAAACGACUUCUCUACCUCCACCGAGGCACAGAGCAAUUGCUCUAAGGUGUUGACUGCGUGCAUUGACAACAUUAAGUUAGUUUAGCUAACGUUAGAUAGCGCGGACAGCUACCUUGCAAGGGGGCAACAUAUUGUCUGUUAAAAUUAUUGAAAGAUUAAGGGUGUAACUUGUGUGGCAGGCAACUCGCUUAACCUAUUUAAUAUCUGUCACUGACGCAAAAAAGUAAAACCCUAGUCACAGCAGGCACAGACAGUCGACAUGACCUCGCUCAGCGCAGUGAACUCAACGCUGACGAGUCUGAAAACAUGUCAAACAGACAUUGGCACAGGCAUGGAUAUGGUGACUGAGGUUGCCUUGGAUCUGGUCGAGUGUGAAGGUAAUGCUAAUAGCGCAGGCUUGAAGAAACUCGAAGAUAUGAUGUUGGAAUGUGCCAAACUUGACAGAGAGAUCAACUUUUUCGUAGAAGCAGUUGAUUCGGUGACUGCACGGGCCAGGCAGGACCCAGCGGCCCUGGUUGCUCUGAGCAACUCUGUGAAGGCAGAAUUUUCCAGGAUGAUGGAAGGGGCAUCUGAUGCAGAGCUGGGUCGACAUGCCAAGGUAGUGGCCUUCAAGGACAGCAUUAAGAACUCACUGCCAGAGGCUAACCAGCCGGAGACAGAAGCUGAGAACCUGGAUGAGGAUAUUGCUCUCACUCAAAGUCAGAUCAACUUCACCUGUCCUCUCACUCAGGUUGAAAUGGUGAACCCUAUGAGGAACAAGAAGUGUCAGCAUUACUACGACCAAGAAGCAGCCUUGAGUAUGAUCAAGAGCAAGCAGAAGAACGGGAAGAAGUUCAGGUGUCCUGUAGUUGGCUGCGACAACAAGGACGUGAAGCCCGCUGACCUGGUCCUGGAUCCCAUCAUGAAGAGGAGGAUCCAGCAAUUCAAGAAACAAAACGCAAAGAAAUAAGCAGAGGCUCCCCCCUUGGUUCAGUUGUUUGUAUUUUUUAAUAAAAUGUAAUAAAUAUUGUAUGAUUUUCUUAAA
Molecule: messenger RNA, 1026 nt
Organism: Clupea harengus (Atlantic herring)
Lineage: Eukaryota; Metazoa; Chordata; Actinopteri; Clupeiformes; Clupeidae
Gene: nsmce2
Product: NSE2 SUMO ligase component of SMC5/6 complex
Biological process (GO): double-strand break repair via homologous recombination; protein sumoylation
Cellular component (GO): Smc5-Smc6 complex; nucleus
Molecular function (GO): zinc ion binding; SUMO ligase activity
Source: RefSeq, a predicted model, not a curated record